AUGAAACGCGUGGUCGGCCGUUAUUCCCUUGCCAACUCGAACUUAGAUGAGAGUGAACUUCCUGAGUUUGAACCUUCUUCUGAUGUUUGGAAUCCAAGAGGAACCCCGGAUGAAGCAACGCAAGCUGCGAGUCUCUCUGCGUUGAGCGUUGACAUGCGUGUGACAGAGAACAAGGCCGAGCACAUCACAGACAAAUACAACAACUCCAACCUCAUCGUGCGCAGGGGUAAAGAAUUCACCAUCAUCAUUAAAUUUGACCGCGCCUUCGACGAAGAGCAGGACAACGUGGAGAUGGAAUUCCUGAUUGGUAGUGCCCCUAAUGAAAACAAGGGCACCUACAUCAUCGUGUCCAUCGGAAAAGAGAAACGUGAUGUCAGCUGGAAGUGUCGUGUGGUAAACAUCGAGGGAAAAGACGUGACGGUGGGCAUCACGCCGGACCCCAAGUGCAUCGUGGGCCGCUUCCGCACUUUUGUGGCUGUUGUGAGUGGUUUAGGAAAACAGCGCACCCCGAGAAACACUGACACUGACGUUUAUGUGCUGUUCAAUCCUUGGGACCCUGCGGAUCAGGUGUACAUGGAAAAAGAAGAAGACAGGCAGGAGUAUGUCCUGAAUGAUGUGGGGGUCAUCUACAACGGAGAAUUUAACAAUGUGACCGUCCGCUCAUGGAACUAUGGGCAGUUUGAACAAGGAGUUCUGGAUGCCUGCCUUCUGGUUCUGGAUACUGCCAAAGUACCGCUAGUAUUUCGUGGAAAUGCGACUGAAGUAGUCCGGCAGGGCUCAGCUCUGAUGAACGCUCAGGAUGAUGAUGGUGUUCUGGUUGGAAACUGGAGUGGAGAGUACUCCACUGGCACAUCUCCCACUGCCUGGACCGGAAGUACUGAAAUCCUGCUCAAAUAUGCCAGCGAGGGAGCUUCACCUGUUGCUUUUGCCCAAUGCUGGGUAUUUGCCGGUGUACUGAACACUUUUUUGCGCUGUCUGGGGUUACCGGCGAGGGUCAUCACCAACUUCUGCUCUGCUCACGACAACACGGGCAACCUGAAGACAGACAUAGAGCUGGAUGAAGACGGUAAAGUGGACAAAGGAAAAACAAGAGAUUCAAUCUGGUGA
Triplophysa rosa is the source of this 1107-nucleotide messenger RNA. Its product is annotated as coagulation factor XIII A chain-like. The record is from RefSeq and is a predicted model, not a curated record. NCBI's taxonomy places the organism in Eukaryota, Metazoa, Chordata, Actinopteri, Cypriniformes, Nemacheilidae. Gene Ontology annotation, molecular function: protein-glutamine gamma-glutamyltransferase activity. The transcript is spliced from 7 exons. The coding region runs from base 1 to 1107 and encodes 368 amino acids. Gene Ontology annotation, biological process: blood coagulation, fibrin clot formation; peptide cross-linking.